Molecule: messenger RNA, 2355 nt
Organism: Gopherus flavomarginatus (Mexican gopher tortoise)
Lineage: Eukaryota; Metazoa; Chordata; Testudines; Testudinidae
Exons: 3
Coding region: 1-2355 (784 amino acids)
Source: RefSeq, a predicted model, not a curated record
AUGUUUGACCCUAAAAUUUUAGAUAUCCCAGCUGUGAUAUUUGACAACGGAUCUGGAUUAUGCAAGGCUGGUAUUGCAGGGGACAGUGCACCAAGGUCAGUUAUUACAGCAAUUGUUGGUCGCUCGAAAGCCAAAGCAACGAUGCUAGGAGCAGGACAGAAGGAAUUUUAUGUUGGAGAAGAAGCCCAGUCCAAAAGGGGUGUCUUAAGUUUGAAUUAUCCAAUCGACCACGGCAUAGUUACGUCCUGGGAUGACAUGGAGAGGAUCUGGAGACAUGUCUACGAGUGUGAGCUGAGACUCAAAGCUAGCGACAGACCAGUGCUACUGACGGAGGCCCCACUCAAUCCCCUACAGAACCGGGAAAAAAUGACUGAGAUCAUGUUUGAAGGCUUUAAGGUGCCUGCCAUGUAUGUUGCAGUGCAGGCAACGCUGGCACUCUAUGCCUCAGCACGCACCACGGGGAUAGUAAUGGACAGUGGAGAUGGAGUUACCCACACAGUACCCAUUUAUGAAGGAUACUGUUUACCCCAUGCAGUUUCCAGGCUGGAUAUCGCAGGCAGGGAUAUCACUGAAUACUUCAUGAGACUCCUUUUGGAAAGCGGCCACUCCUUCGUGAGCACAGCUGAGAGGGAGAUCGUUAAAGACAUCAAGGAGAAGCUGUGCUACGUGGCUUUAGAUCCCAUCAAAGAAAUGAAAGCAAAGCCAGAAGAAAUCCUCAAAGAAUACAAACUGCCAGAUGGAAAUAUCAUUAAGAUAGGCAAUCAGCUCUUUCGAGCCCCGGAGACCCUUUUUAUGCCCGCUAACAUUGGUAUCGAAGCCCCUGGGGUGCACAAAAUGAUCUUCAACAGUGUGAUGAAAUGUGACAUUGAUGUUCGCAGGGAUCUUUAUGGCAACGUGCUUCUUUCCGGUGGGUCCACCCUAUUUCCUGGACUGGAUGAACGGAUCCUGAGGGAGAUGCAGCGGCAGGUGCCCAUCGGGAUGGUCGUACGGAUCAUAGCACCGCCGGAGAGGAAGUACUGUGUGUGGAUCGGGGCCUCGAUCCUCACUUGCUUGUCAUCUUUUAAAGAAAUGUGGGUCACCGUCAGUGAUUAUAAAGAGUUUGGUGCCGCUGUAGUACACAGAAAAUUAUUGGCUGGGACUCCCUUCGGAGGCAUGGAUGCCGUUCCUUACCAGGCCAGAGGGGUCACCCUAAAGCAGUGUAGGGGGAAAGCUGAAGUGAUGUUUAAUCCCCAAACUUUAGAUAUUCCAGCUGUGAUUUUUGACAAUGGAUCAGGGCUAUGUAAAGCUGGCCUGUCAGGAGAAAUUGGUCCAAAGCACAUCAUUCCUACAGUUAUUGGCUGCCCCAAAACAAAUAUGUCAUUGUCAGGAGCAGCUCGGAAGGACUGCCAUGUGGGAGAAGAAGCCCAGCACAAACAGGAUGUGUUGUCUUUGAAGUAUCCCAUUGAACAUGGUAUAGUUACAUCUUGUGAUGAUAUGGAGAAGAUCUGGAAGCAUAUCUAUGAGCAUGAAUUGGGACUGAAAGCCUUUGAGAGGCCUGUGCUAAUGACUGAGACCUCUUUGAACCCGAUGGAGAACCGAAAAAAACUGACUCAGCUGAUGUUUGAACGAUUUAAGGUGCCUGCUUUCUACCUCUCUGUCCAAGCCAUAUUGUCCCUCUAUGCCUCAGCACGCAUCACAGGACUGGUCAUAGACAGUGGAUUUGGUGUUACCCAGACGGUACCAGUCUACGAAGGGUACCACUUACCCCAUGCUGUCUCCGGGUUGGAUGUUGCAGGCAGAGAGAUCACAGAACUCCUCGCAAAGCUCCUGGUGGAAAGUGGGCAACGCUUUGAGAGCCUGGCGAAGAAGAAGAGUAUCAUAGAGGACAUCAAGGAGAAGUUGUGCUACGUGGCUCCAGAUCCACACAAAGAAUUAGCCAAGAGGCCGGAGGAGGUCCUGAAAGAAUAUAAACUGCCUGAUGGGACUCUAGUCAGUAUUGGCAGCCCACUCUUUCAAGCACCAGAGAUUCUCUUUGCUCCAGGUAGCACUGGUGACGAUGCACCAGGCCUUCUUAGGAUGAUCUCUCACAGUGUUUCAAAGUGUGACGUCAAUAUUCAGAACACUCUCUACGGGAACAUGGUGCUGUCGGGUGGUUCAUCCCUCUUUCAUGGGCUGGAUGAGAGGAUUUUUAAGGGACUAGAACAGCAGGUCCCCAAAGGGGUUCCUAUAAAGAUCAUAGCGCCCUCAGACAGGUGGUUUUCUGCAUGGAUCGGGGCUUCUGUAAUUACUUCCUUGACCAGCUUCAAGCAAAUGUGGAUCACUGCAGCUGAUUACAAGGAUUUUGGACCAAACAUUGUCCAAAGAAGAUGUUUUUAA